AGACAGUCAUGGGUAUAUAGGUAGGCAAUGUGGACCAAUCUGCCUUGCUCUGGGGAGGGUGGAAGACAGGAAACAACAGGGCUGAGAGAGAGGGUGUGUGUGUGAGAGAGGCGGAGGAAAUUUAAAAAGACUAAAUUGACAGUUGUCAGACUUGACCAUGGGGCUGGGAAGAGGGAAAGAUGAUUACAAACUGGCGGCAACCACGGACGGUGGGGACAAGAAGACGAAGAAAGCUCAAGCAAAGAAGGACAUGGACGAUUUGAAGAAAGAAGUUGACCUGGAUGAUCACAAAUUAACCUUGGAUGAACUUCAGAGAAAAUAUGGAACUGACCUAACCAGAGGUCUUUCCAACAGCAGAGCAAAGGAGAUCCUGCUCCGAGAUGGCCCCAACGCCCUCACGCCUCCUCCCACAACGCCAGAAUGGGUCAAGUUCUGUAAACAGCUGUUUGGGGGUUUCUCAAUGCUGCUGUGGGCUGGUGCUUUCCUCUGUUUCUUCGCUUUCACUGUCCAGUCUAUAACACAAAGUGAAAUGGUCAAUGACAACUUGUACCUGGGUAUUGUGCUUACAUUUGUGGUCGUCAUCAGUGCAUGCUUUUCCUACUACCAAGACGCCAAGAGCUCCAGGAUCAUGGACUCCUUUAAGAACAUGGUCCCACAGCAAGCCCUGGUCAUCCGUGAAGGCGAGAAGAAGAUGAUCAACGCUGAGGAGGUGGUGGUUGGCGAUUUGGUGGAGGUGAAAGGUGGAGACAAGAUCCCCGCUGAUUUUAGACUCAUCUCUGCUCAUGGCUGCAAGGUGGACAACUCCUCUCUGACUGGUGAAUCAGAGGCUCAGAGUCGCGGUCCCGAGUUGUCCAGCGGCAACCCUUUGGAAACCAAGAACCUUGCUUUCUACUCCACCAACUGUGUUGAAGGUACUGCCAGAGGGGUUGUCAUCAACACCGGAAACAGAACCGUCAUGGGUCGUAUUGCCUGCCUGGUUUCCAGUCUGGAGGUCGGCCAAACUCCCAUUGCCAUAGAGAUCGACCACUUCAUCAACAUCAUUACUGCCGUGGCGUGCACCCUGGGUGCUGCCUUCUGUAUCCUCUCAAUGUUCCUCGGAUACACGUGGCUGGAGGCCGUCAUCUUCCUCAUCAGUAUCAUUGUUGCCAAUGUGCCCGAAGGUCUCCUGCCUACUGUCACUGUUUGUCUGACCCUGACUGCCAAGCGUAUGGCGAAGAAGAACUGCCUGGUGAAGAACUUGGAAGCUGUCGAGACCUUGGGCUCCACCUCCACCAUCUGCUCCGACAAGACUGGCACCCUGACCCAGAACAGGAUGACGGUAGCCCACAUGUGGUUUGAAAACCAGAUUUAUGAGGCAGACACCACAGAGAACCAGAGUGGAGCCUCUUUUGACAAGAGCUCUACCACCUGGACUGCCCUGGCCAGAGUCGCUGGGCUCUGCAACCGUGCCGUCUUCUUGGCAGAGCAGUCCAACGUUCCCAUUCUGCAGAGAGAUGUAGCCGGUGACGCCUCAGAAUCUGCCUUGCUGAAGUGUAUUGAGCUGUGCUGUGGAUCCGUUCGCGGCAUGAGAGACAAAUACCCCAAUAUUGCUGAGAUCCCCUUCAACUCCAUCAACAAAUACCAGCUCUCCAUCCACAAGAAUUCAACUCCCGGAGAGACCAAGCACCUGCUGGUGAUGAAAGGUGCCCCUGAGAGGAUUUUGGACCGCUGCUCCACCAUCAUGAUACAGGGCAAGGAGCAGCCUCUGGACGAAGAGCUGAAAGAUGCUUUCGAGAAUGCCUACGUUGAGCUGGGAGGACUUGGAGAGAGAGUUCUGGGUUUCUGCCAUUUAAACCUGCCUGAUGACCAGUUCCCAGAGGGCUAUAAAUUCAACACUGAUGAGAUGAACUUUCCUACUGAAAACCUGUGUUUCAUUGGCCUCAUGUCCAUGAUCGACCCUCCUCGUGCUGCUGUGCCUGAUGCUGUCAGCAAAUGCCGGAGCGCUGGAAUUAAGGUUAUCAUGGUCACAGGUGACCAUCCCAUCACAGCCAAGGCGAUCGCUAAAGGUGUGGGUAUCAUCUCUGAAGGCAACGAGACAGUUGAAGACAUUGCUGCCCGCUUGAGUAUACCAGUCUCAGAGGUCGACCCCAGGGAUGCCAAGGCCUGCGUUAUCCACGGCAGUGAGCUGAAAGACAUGAGCCCCGAGAUGCUUGACGAUGUCCUGAAACACCACACUGAAAUCGUCUUCGCCAGAACCUCCCCUCAGCAGAAACUUAUCAUUGUGGAAGGUUGCCAGAGACAGGGAGCCAUUGUGGCUGUGACAGGUGAUGGUGUGAACGACUCUCCAGCUCUGAAGAAGGCCGACAUUGGUGUCGCCAUGGGGAUUGCUGGAUCUGACGUCUCCAAGCAGGCCGCUGACAUGAUCCUGCUCGACGACAACUUUGCCUCCAUUGUUACCGGAGUGGAAGAAGGCCGUCUGAUCUUUGACAACUUGAAGAAGUCCAUCACCUACACUCUGUCGAGUAAAAUACCUGAGAUGACACCUUUCCUCUUCUUCGUCAUUGCCGACAUCCCUCUGGCCCUGGGAACCGUCACCAUCCUCUGUAUUGACCUGGGAACUGACUUGGUCCCUGCCAUCUCCUUGGCCUAUGAAGGACCUGAGAGUGACAUAAUGCAGAGAAAGCCCAGAAACCCUGAAGUUGACAAACUGGUGAAUCAAAGACUCAUUAGCGUGUCCUAUGGACAGAUUGGUGUGCAGCAGGCCAUAGCUGGCUUCUUCACAAACUUUGUGAUCCUGGCUGAAAAUGGUUUCCGCCCCUUGGACUUGCUGGGGAUCAGAGGGUUUUGGGAAGACAAAAGUAUAAACGACCUCGAAGACAGCUAUGGACAGCAGUGGACUUAUGAGCGCAGAAAGAUCCUAGAGUUCACGUGUCAAACAGCUUACUUCGUCAGUAUUGUAAUCAUCCAAGUGGCCGUUCUAAUCAUCUGUAAGACCAGGACGAUCUCCAUCAUGCAACAAGGAAUGAAGUCCAACCGUGUCCUCAUCUUUGGUCUGUUUGAGGAGGUAGCUCUGGCUGCCUUCCUGUCAUAUUGCCCGGGCACAGACGUUGCCCUCAGAAUGUAUCCUCUCAAGCCAUCUUGGUGGUUCUGUGCCCUCCCUUACACGCUCCUCGUCUUCCUGUUCGACGAAGCCAGACGAUAUUGCAUCAGACGGUACCCAGGCGGUUGGGUGGAAAAGGAGACAUUGUACUAAGACAGCAAGACACAAGUUAUUUAUUACCAUGUUACCUCACUGUCUGAGAUGUUAGUCAAACCCCAAAGCACAAAGCAUGGAUUAAUUAAAAACUACAUGUAUUUAUUGAAUGUUCCGAUCUAUAUGUCAUUCACAAUAAAACAUUUUCCGUAACAUUGUA
Messenger RNA from Etheostoma cragini (Arkansas darter), 3392 nucleotides. Its product is annotated as sodium/potassium-transporting ATPase subunit alpha-1-like. Gene Ontology annotation, biological process: intracellular potassium ion homeostasis; sodium ion export across plasma membrane; intracellular sodium ion homeostasis. The record is from RefSeq and is a predicted model, not a curated record. NCBI's taxonomy places the organism in Eukaryota, Metazoa, Chordata, Actinopteri, Perciformes, Percidae. Gene Ontology annotation, molecular function: P-type sodium:potassium-exchanging transporter activity; ATP hydrolysis activity; ATP binding. Gene Ontology annotation, cellular component: membrane. The coding region runs from base 158 to 3232 and encodes 1024 amino acids. The transcript is spliced from 23 exons.